GCAGGGCGCACCCCACCCCCUCCCACCCUCUCUGCCUCUCGGACCCCAGACCCUACCUCAUCCUUCUGGCCAGGCGAAGCCCACGACGUUGACAUGCCGGAGAUCCGCCUCCGCCAUGUCGUGUCCUGCAGCAGCCAGGACUCGACUCACUGUGCAGACAAUCUUCUCAAGGCAGACACUUACCGAAAAUGGCGGGCAGCCAAGGCAGGCGAGAAGACCAUCUCUGUGGUCCUACAGGUGAUCCUGCCACCCCACCUCCUCCUCACUAGGAGUCUGGAGUCCGGGUUGGAGAAGGAGGAACAGAUACACAGUGUGGACAUUGGGAAUGAUGGCUCAGCUUUCGUGGAGGUGCUGGUAGGCAGUUCAGCUGGAGGCACUGGGGAGCAAGACUAUGAGGUCCUUCUGGUCACCUCAUCUUUCAUGUCCCCUUCUGAGAGCCGCAGUGGCUCAAACCCCAACCGCGUUCGCAUGUUUGGACCUGACAAGCUGGUCCGGGCAGCCGCCGAGAAGCGCUGGGACCGGGUCAAAAUUGUCUGUAGCCAGCCCUACAGCAAGGACUCCCCCUUUGGCUUGAGUUUUGUACGGUUUCAUAGCCCCCCAGACAAAGAUGAGGCAGAGGCCCCGUCCCAGAAGGUGACAGUGACCAAGCUCGGCCAGUUCCGUGUGAAGGAGGAGGAUGAGAGCGCCAACUCUUUGAGGCCGGGGGCUCUCUUCUUCAGCCGGAUCAACAAGACAUCCCCAGUCACGGCCAGCGACCCGGCAGGACCCAGCUAUGCAGCUGCUACCCUCCAGGCCUCUAGUGCUGCCUCCUCAGCCUCUCCAGUCUCCAGGGCCAUAGGCGCCACCUCCAAGCCCCAGGAGUCUCCCAAAGGGAAGAGGAAGUUGGAUUUGAACCAAGAAGAAAAGAAGACCCCCAGCAAACCACCAGCCCAGCUGUCGCCAUCUGUUCCCAAGAGACCUAAAUUACCAGCUCCCACUCGUACCCCAGCCGUAGUCCCAGUCCCUGCCCCAGCACAGGGGGCAGUGACAGGCAAGCCCCGAGGAGAAGGCACCGAGCCCAGACGACCCCGAGCUGGCCCAGAGGACCUAGGGAAGAUCCUUCAGGGUGUGGUAGUGGUGCUGAGUGGCUUCCAGAACCCAUUCCGCUCUGAGCUGCGAGAUAAGGCCCUAGAGCUUGGGGCCAAGUACCGACCAGACUGGACCCAGGACAGCACGCACCUCAUCUGUGCCUUUGCCAACACCCCCAAGUACAGCCAGGUCCUAGGCCUGGGAGGCCGCAUCGUGCGUAAGGAGUGGGUGCUGGACUGUCACCGCAUGCGUCGGCGGCUGCCCUCCCGAAGGUACCUCAUGGCAGGGCCAGGCUCCAGCAGCGAGGAGGAUGAGGCCUCUCACAGCGGCAGCAGUGGAGAUGAAGCCUCCAAGCUUCCUCGAAAGCGCCCCCAGACCAAAACCAAACCCACUCAGGCAACGGGACCCAGCUCACCCCAGAAGCCCCCAUCCCCUGAAGAGACCAAAGCAGCCUCAUCAGUGCUCCAGGAAGAUAUAGACAUUGAGGGGGAACAGUCAGAAGGACAGGACAACGGGGCGGAAGAUUCUGGGGACACAGAGGAUGAGCUGAGGAGGGUGGCUGAGCAGAAGGAACACAGACCACCCCCUGGCCAGGAGGAGAACGGGGAAGACCCGUAUGCAGGCUCCACGGAUGAGAACACGGACGAUGAGGAACACCAGGAGCCACCUGAUCUGCCAGUCCCUGAGCUCCCAGAUUUCUUCCAGGGGAAGCACUUCUUCCUUUACGGGGAGUUCCCUGGGGAUGAGCGGCGGAAACUCAUCCGAUAUGUCACAGCCUUCAAUGGUGAGCUCGAGGACUGUAUGAGUGACCGGGUUCAGUUUGUGAUCACGGCACAGGAAUGGGAUCCCAGUUUUGAGGAGGCCCUGAUGGACAACCCCUCCCUGGCAUUUGUUCGUCCCCGAUGGAUCUACAGUUGCAACGAGAAACAGAAGUUACUUCCUCACCAGCUCUAUGGAGUGGUGCCACAGGCCUGAAGUAUGUGCUACACACACACACACACACACACACACACACACACGAUGCAUUUAAUAAAGAUGAGUUGGUUUGGAGCAGCUGCCUAUUCUCACCCAGGAGUCUCCCAAAACGCUAAGAGGCUCCCUGGGACCUGGGGAAGAAUGCUGGGCACCUCCAUCAGAGAUCUGGUAGAGAAGGAACUCUUUUGUCUCUUCUGCUUGGCUCCUUAUCCUUGUGCUGGCAAGAGGCAGGGAACUGGGAAUCUGACUCUCAGCACUGCCCCGCAACUUGUUCUGGCCCUGUGAGCCACAUCUGUGUCUUGGCUGUCCCUUUGUGGCUGGAGGCCUCAGUACCCAUGAGGCCCGUCUCUCUCCUGAAGCCUCAGCAUCCCCAGGCCAGGGAUAGUGCCUUUCCUCCAGGGUUUUCAGAAGUAGCUGUAUAAUGAAUGUCAUCACCGUGGUUUUACAUCACCUAAUUUAGGAGGUAGAAUGGGAGGAAAGGACAUUUUAAGCAACCCACUCAAACCCUGGACCCCCUUCAAGGCUCCACCACGUUUAAGUGGGAAUUGAGCUGAUUGUGAGGGAAUCAGGGCAGAGGAUGGGAUGGUGCUCUAGGCAGAGGCCACAGCAUGGGUCAGGAGGUGGGAAGCAGCCUGAGGCAGGCAGAAGAGCAUUGCUGCCUUUGGUGAAGAGGCUUUGGGGGCAGAUUUAGAAAGCUAGGUACAGUCCUUGCAGCUCUGCUGUCCAGUGUGAUCACCACUGGGUACAGGUAGCUAUUUAAAUUAAUUAAAAUGAAAUGAAAUGAAAUGUAAACUUCACUUCUGUAGUCACAGUGGCCAUGCAUUUCAUUUGCUCAGUGGCUACUGUAUUGGGCCAGUGGCUACUGUAUUGGGCAGCACAGAGAACAUUUGCAUUACUCUAGAAAGGUCUUUUGGACAGGGCUGGCCUGAAGGUCUGUGAACUCCAGGCUGAGAAGCCUGGACUUUAAUCUGAGGGUGGAAAUGUUAGGAGUGGGUUUGAAUAGGACAGAGGCCAGUGUCAGAGGUAGGUUUGAGAUCUGACCUUUGGGUAACCUUUUCUUGGACAUUCCAAGCCCUUUCCCAACUUUUGCCUCAUCAACCAAGGGUUACCAGUCUCACUCCUGUCUCUUUCUGAUGAGGAUGGUUUUAUAUUAUUAUUAGAGACAGGGUCUUGCUCUGUUGCCCAGGCUGAAGUGCAGUGGUGCAGUCACUGCUUACUCA
Rhinopithecus roxellana (golden snub-nosed monkey) is the source of this 3263-nucleotide messenger RNA. It is a transcript of the gene XRCC1, whose product is annotated as X-ray repair cross complementing 1. Gene Ontology annotation, molecular function: damaged DNA binding. Gene Ontology annotation, biological process: double-strand break repair via nonhomologous end joining; single strand break repair; base-excision repair. The record is from RefSeq and is a predicted model, not a curated record. The transcript is spliced from 17 exons. Gene Ontology annotation, cellular component: nucleus. NCBI's taxonomy places the organism in Eukaryota, Metazoa, Chordata, Mammalia, Primates, Cercopithecidae. Bases 94 to 2043 code for a protein of 649 amino acids.